Molecule: messenger RNA, 888 nt
Organism: Pseudopodoces humilis (Tibetan ground-tit)
Lineage: Eukaryota; Metazoa; Chordata; Aves; Passeriformes; Paridae
Source: RefSeq, a predicted model, not a curated record
ACUCCUGCUGUACCUGGGAUCGGCCUGAAGCCACUGCCGAAAAAAAGGACAAGCCUGAAAUCCUACAUUGUCCUACUACACAGUACAAAGCCUACAGAAUCGGUCAGGAGCUUACAGAGAUGAUGAGGAAAAGUAUUCUCAGAGGAUGUGAAGAUGUGCAGGAAAAAAAGCGCCCAUUAAUCGUUUGUGGAGAGAUAAACGCCUGAAUAAAAGGAGGAUCAGCAGAGUCACUGGAGAACGGGAGGAUGUGGGAGAAAGCACAGAAAGAAAAGCAACAAGUGGCCAGACUGACUUGGUGCUCCUCAUGCCCCAAGACAUGUCCUGCAUAGAGAAGUGCCAGCCCUGCCAGCCCUGCGGCCCCACCCCGCUGGGCAGCAGCUGCAACGAGCCCUGUGUCAGGCAGUGCCAGGACUCCACCGUCAUCAUUGAACCCUCGCCCGUGGUGGUGACCCUGCCCGGCCCCAUCCUCAGCUCCUUCCCACAGAACACUGCCGUGGGAUCCUCCACCUCCGCUGCCGUUGGCAGCAUCCUCAGCUCUCAGGGAGUGCCCAUCAACUCUGGGGGCUUUGACAUCUCCAGCAUCACCAACUGCUACGGUGGCAGCAGAUGUCGUCCCCGCUAAAGCUGCUGUCAAUGUCCUCAGAUAAUGACCCCAAGGAACUCAGAAUAUGAAGCUGGACAGAGGACCAAACCUUUGUGUCAUUGUUUUAACAGUAGCUGAUCAUCACUGAUUUGCCUGGCCAGGGAAAACUUGAAGAGAUCAACCUGAGGGAGCGGAUACUGGGAUCUCUGAAAAUUUGGCCAAUGUCUACCUCUCCUCUCUUUCACUCUCACCCUUUCUCACUCUUGCCUUUGUUCUCUUGUGCUUCCUUCAAAAUCUGCUGUGAG